Molecule: messenger RNA, 2871 nt
Organism: Aedes aegypti (yellow fever mosquito)
Lineage: Eukaryota; Metazoa; Arthropoda; Insecta; Diptera; Culicidae
Gene: CycY
Product: cyclin-Y-like protein 1
Exons: 4
Coding region: 1429-2454 (341 amino acids)
Biological process (GO): regulation of cyclin-dependent protein serine/threonine kinase activity; regulation of canonical Wnt signaling pathway
Cellular component (GO): plasma membrane
Molecular function (GO): cyclin-dependent protein serine/threonine kinase activator activity; protein kinase binding
Source: RefSeq, a predicted model, not a curated record
CUUUUGGCUCGCCAGCAUCGUCGAAGAUCGCAGUGUAAAAUAAGCAGCAGCAGCAGUGUUUGACGAGCAAAAUGUCUUGCGUUUGGAAUAACAAAGCAUCAUCAUCGGCCGCUGCACACUGUUUGUGACGUUUGUGACGGGAAAAAUAUAGAUUCUUGCAAUAAAUCGAGCAUCAGUGGAAUAAUAUUGUGCAUGCAAUUUCUGCUCGCAGUGAACCAUUUGUGGAUUUAGUUGAAGGAGGACCAGCCGUCGUCGUCGUCGUCGUCCGUCAUCGUUGCAGAAAGUGUGCUGCGGUGCACUGCUCAGAUUAGGUUUGCGAGCAAUUAAUCCAGGUUAAAUGGUGGAUAAGUUUGAGGAAUCAGUCGGCGAGAGGAGUGUGCUAGUGAGCAAUCUGGUGAAAUAGUUCCAACCAAACAAGCAAAGAAAGUCUCAGAUAGCCGACACGUCUACUGAGCAGUGAGUUGAGUGUUGGUUAGCUAGCUAUAAGUGAAAAUGAUCAUGAUGCUGGAAUGACGAGAAGUACCUAUGAUGGAAAAUAAGAUUGCUUUUGCAAGUGCGACGAAUUAGUGACAGUGUUGGGCGUGGAAGAUAGGGAAUAACAAAGAUAGCCCGUUCGAAGCGAAUUGCCACAGCUGUGCUUGCUGUGGCUGUGUUUCCAUCGAGAAGAUUUUGAGGAUUUCCUCAGACGAAACACUGGAAACUUUGAAGGAUCAAUCAGCAAUAUAACUGUCUAUCGGCUUGCUUCCAGAUUAUAAUCGUCCACAAAAAUCGCAAAAUACGCAUGGACAACGGACAAAACCAAUCAAAGGAGAUUUAACUACAUCAUUACUACAGCUGUAAAUCCUGAUAACGAGCAAAACGGAUCAAAACACUGUUCCUGCAUUCUUUCUCUCUGUCGCUGGCUCGGUUCGCACAAGUGCAUUCUGGCGAGCACAGUAAUAUACUCACGUCUACUAGCAAAACAAAAAAAAAAAAAGAAGAAGUAAAUCCGCUGUCUAGGCCAUAACGGUUCCAGUGCCAAAUUUUAUCUUUUAAGAUUAAAACUGAUAAUAUACAAAAAAAAUUGAAAUUAGCGAGCAAAUUCUAGGAUCAGUAAGUUACAUUAUCAAGGUACUAGUCAUAUAAAUUCUUAGGAAAAAGCAAUCUCGGCGUAUAAAUUUAAUAUAUUUUGAUAUUAGUCACGACGACGGCCAGUGCAACGCAAAUUUUUGGUAAUUUCUGUCGACAUUUGCCACAGGGCACAGAUAAACCAAGAGCUAAAGGCAAAGAUAAGCUUCUGUUCAGGCAACUUUGUUUGUAUGAAUCAGUAGUGCGAUAACGCUCAGUAGGGUAUGCUGUUGGGGUGAUUAUCUCUCCGAAUCAUGUUGCAGUCCCAUUCCGACUGAGGUGAUAAGUGUGCGUGAACUGAAACGUGCCGUAUAGAUCAAAAUGGGUAACAAAAAUUCGUGCUGCUCGUACUCGAGUCCUCCGCCAACUCGUAAAACUAAGGAUGUACCGGUGUUCGAGGAACAUCUCCCGGAAGGCGAACUUUCGACAAACAACCUGCAGCACAUCUCCGAGCGGGAAGGUGACGAUGGAGAACAUGAUCCAUCAGUGGACCCCUCGGCAGGCACAAUGUUCCUUGAGCGCUCGAAACAAAGUCUAGAAAAUGGGAUGACGAGGAAAAAAUCCCAGCAUCAAAUAGCGCCCCAAGGUGGAGCGGUACUAAAGAAGAGCAGCUCAUGCUCGACCAUUUAUCUGGACGAUUCGACUGUAUCUCAACCAAACCUCAAAAAUACAGUCAAAUGUGUCUCGCUAGCAAUCUAUUACCACAUCAAAACUCGCACCAGUGAACGAAGGAUAGAUAUCUUCGACGAGAAGCAGCAUCCACUGACGCGAGAUCCAGUGCCAGAUGAUUACGAUCUGCACAAUCCCGAGCAUCGACAGAUCUACAAAUUUGUCCGGACGCUGUUCAACGCCGCUCAGCUGACAGCGGAAUGUGCCAUUAUCACCUUAAUAUACCUGGAACGGUUACUAACGUAUGCCGAGCUGGACAUCGGCCCAUACAACUGGAAAAGGAUAGUACUGGGUGCAAUAUUGCUUGCUUCUAAAGUGUGGGAUGACCAAGCGGUUUGGAACGUAGACUACUGCCAGAUCCUGAAGGAUAUCACCGUCGAAGAUAUGAACGAACUCGAAAGGCAAUUCCUCGAACUGCUUCAAUUCAACAUCAACGUGCCGUCGUCCGUUUACGCCAAGUAUUACUUCGAUCUACGAACGCUUGCCGAAGCCAACGAUCUAUCAUUCCCCACGGAACCGCUGUCGAAGGAGCGGGCGCAGAAACUGGAGGCCAUGUCUCGGGUGAUGCAGGAUAAGGCAACGGCCGAGGCGCUCAAGAAUGGCAUGAAAAAAUGGUCCUCCAUCGACAACAUCCACCAGCAGGGCAACGUGAGGCGAAGUGUUGCCAUUCUGUCGUGAUUCCACUGGGAGCUGAUGACAACGGUGGUGCUUGCGCGUUUGGUGUAAUGUUCACUAGCUCUACAUAUGUUUGGCCAACCUCAGAUAGUGGUAGGAUUGAACCAAUUGGUGUUCGAGGAACGGAAAUUCCGUUAUUCGCAUGAGUGUUACUUUGUGUGUGUGGAAUUUGUUGAUUGUUCUGGAGAGCAAUGGCGAGAAAAUUGUUUCAUAUUCGAAGUAAAGAACAUUGGAGAUGUAAUCUUGAUUGUAGUUUAUACGUGUCUGAAUGAACUCAUGUGCAGCUCCCUGAACCGUUUUAUAUGAAAACACUUUUCAAAGGAUUAUUUUUGAGACGUUACCAAAAAGAUUAGGAGGUGGUUUCUCUUCAAUAGGGGUAAUGUUUGAUUUAAACGUCUGAAUGUAUGAAAGAUUUAAAUU